AUGAAGCUCCUCCUACCUACGUCAAUAGACCUUGAUGUCCAAAGUCUCAAGGGUUUCGCCGUCACAAUCCAUCCAUACGACGUCAAGGUUCCAAUUCCAGAGGAGCAUGUGGAUGCCAAUAUCAUCGUGACCUGGAUCAACAGUACCGAGAACUUGCGAGACGCCGCCAAGCGCCUGAAGAACCUGCGAUGGAUCCAGGCACUGGCUGCUGGGCCAAACGAUGUUCUCGCAGCUGGCUUCGACCCGUCGACAACUGUCAUCACCACUGGCUCGGGUACGCACGACGACACGGUGGCUGAGCAUACCCUGGCCAUGCUUCUGAGCGGCACGCGGAAACUGUAUGAGAUGAGAGACUAUCAGUCGCGGUCUGAAUGGCCGGGCCAUCUUGGAGGGUCGUAUCCCAGAGCCGGUGAGCUCACCACGCUUCGCGGCGCCCAGGUACUGAUCUGGGGUUUCGGAGGGAUCGCCAAGACUCUCACGCCGCUGUUGCAUGCUGUUGGUGCCCAGGUUCGCGGGGUGGCCAGGACGCCCGGAGUGCGCAGCGGCGUCGAGGUCUUGAGCGAGGACAAACUUCCCGAGCUUCUUCCCCAGACAGAUGCCCUGGUAAUGAUCUUGCCUGGUUCAGAGUCCACACGAAACGCUCUGAACGCCGAGAGGUUGAAGCUGUUGCCCCGUCAUGCCUGGGUUGUCAACGUCGGUCGGGGUAUCUCGGUAGAUGAGGAUGCGCUGGUCGAUGCUCUGGAGGCGGGCGAGAUUGGCGGUGCUGCACUCGAUGUCUUUUCACAAGAGCCAUUGCCAGCGUCGAGUCGACUGUGGAAGGCGCCCAAUCUCACGAUAUCGCCGCAUGCUGCUGGAGGCAGACCGAGUGGCUGCACGGACUUGAUUGCUGAGAAUUUGCGGCGCUUCCUGGCGGAUCGCCCGAUGAAGAAUGUGAUUUAA
This is a messenger RNA of Clonostachys byssicola, 939 nucleotides long. NCBI's taxonomy places the organism in Eukaryota, Fungi, Ascomycota, Sordariomycetes, Hypocreales, Bionectriaceae. The record is from the annotation of a GenBank genome assembly.